AUGAAAUAUUUUCCAAUAUCGCUCAUUUCCCGGAAUUCUUUGCGGGCUCUUAGAAUUUUGGUCAUCACUAUGGCCAUUACUGGCCUAAUAUACCAGUUUUCAUUCAACAUAUUUUCUCCUUAUAAACUUCCUUACUCUAUACAAGACUUGUCUUCUUUAGAAAUCCUCUCACAUUCACAGGGUAAUUCAGACAUUAAAACAAUAGAUCAACCUUACCAACGAGCAAAUGCGACAUUUGUCACUCUUGCACAAAAUAAAGACCUUUACAGUUUAAUGGAAGCUAUCCAAUCUGUCGAAAACAGCUUCAACAAAAAAUACAAAUAUGAUUGGGUUUUCUUCAACGACAAUGAAUUCUCACCAGAGUUUAAAGAAAUAAUUUCAAAUCAAGUCUCUGGUAAUGCCUCCUUUCACAUUAUUGGGAAAGAGUAUUGGGGAUAUCCAGAUUGGAUUGACCUUGAAAAGGCCAAAAAGGGUAGAGAAGAAAUGGCUGCAGCAAAAAUCGUCUACGGUGGCUCCGAAUCUUAUCGCCACAUGUGUCGCUUUGAAUCAGGAUUUUUCUAUCGCCACCCUGCCCUCAACAACUACAAAUAUUACUGGCGUGUUGAACCAGGUGUCAAAUACACCUGUCUUGCAGACAAAGAUUACUUCAAAUAUAUGGAAGAUAAUGACCUCACUUAUGGAUUCACAUUAUCUCUCAUUGAAUUUAGACGAAGUAUCCCCACACUAUGGAAUACUACUCUUGAUUUCAUCCACCAAAACCCACAAUACAUUCAUAAAAAUAAUUUGGUUGAGUUCAUUACUGAAGCCAAUAUGACAGAAUACAACUUAUGUCACUUUUGGUCAAACUUUGAAAUUGCUGAUCUGGACUUUUAUCGUAGUGAAGCCUAUUCAAAAUACUUUGACUAUUUGGAUAGCCAGGGCGGAUUUUUCUACGAGCGUUGGGGAGAUGCACCAGUUCAUUCCAUUGCAGUUUCUCUUUUCCUCAAUAAAACAAAAAUCCAUCAUUUCGACAAUAUUGGAUAUGAGCAUCCACCAUUUCAAUCAUGUCCUUCGUCUAAAAAGACUCGUUUGGAAAACAAGUGUUUUUGUAACCCUCGGAAAAGUUUUACAUGGACAUAUAAAUCAUGUGUAGCCAAGUAUUAUGAAGCCCAAGGGUUGCCAAGGCCACCUUUUGAAAAGGACACUCAAAAGGUACUAAUGAAUAAUGAAUAA
Molecule: messenger RNA, 1212 nt
Organism: Magnusiomyces paraingens
Lineage: Eukaryota; Fungi; Ascomycota; Dipodascomycetes; Dipodascales; Dipodascaceae
Exons: 1
Coding region: 1-1212 (403 amino acids)
Biological process (GO): protein N-linked glycosylation; cell wall mannoprotein biosynthetic process; protein O-linked glycosylation
Cellular component (GO): Golgi apparatus; membrane
Molecular function (GO): alpha-1,2-mannosyltransferase activity
Source: RefSeq, a predicted model, not a curated record